AUGCCGUAUUCGCUGAAAGGCCGCAAUGUGCUCGUGACAGGAGGGUCGAGAGGACUAGGUGCUUUACUGGCGGAGAAAUUCGCAGCUGAAGGUGCCAACGUCGUGGUGAACUAUGUGGCCAGCAAAGACCGGGCUGAGGAGGUCGCGGAGAAGAUCAAGAAGGAAUAUGGCAUAAAGGCACAUGUCAUUCAAGCUGAUAUUGGCGUUGUGGCAGAUACCCAAAGGCUUGUGAAGGAGACGGUGGAGGUUCUUGGUGGUCUUGAUGUUAUCAUCAAUAACGCUGGCUGGACCAGGUUCAGCACGUUUGGCGAUAUCAAUGAUCUGAGCCAUGAUGAGUGGAAUAAGUGCUGGUCGACGAACGUCAUGUCGCAUUUGGUCUUGCUUCAGGAGGCUGCCCCUAUCUUCAAUGCUAACCCUGAUGGUGGCGUGUUUCUGAUUUCCUCGAGUAUAGCGGGUAUUGUCACUGGUGGCAGUAGCAUGGCAUAUUCCGUUACCAAGGCCGCAGGGCUUCAUCUGAUGAAAUGCUUGGCCUUUACACAAGGACCAAAAAUUCGGAUCAAUUCUGUUUUACCAGGUCUCUUGUUGACGGAAUGGGGACAGAAAUACGGCGAGGAGAAGAUUCAGGCCAAUAUUCAAUCGGCUGCUCUUAAGCAUGAGACGUAUCUCGAUGACUGUGCAGAUGCAUUCAUUGCAUCGGCGAAGAACACAUCACAGACAGGACAACAGAUCGUCGUUGAUGCCGGUCUCGCCAUUAGAUGA
Exophiala bonariae is the source of this 759-nucleotide messenger RNA. RefSeq lists its product as uncharacterized. The record is from RefSeq and is a predicted model, not a curated record. NCBI's taxonomy places the organism in Eukaryota, Fungi, Ascomycota, Eurotiomycetes, Chaetothyriales, Herpotrichiellaceae. Gene Ontology annotation, molecular function: oxidoreductase activity. Bases 1 to 759 code for a protein of 252 amino acids. The transcript is spliced from 8 exons.